GGAGGGCAGGUGGGAAUGGGGGGGUCGCCCCGUCCCCCCCCCCCUCCCACCCCUGGGCGGACGGGGCGGGGCGGGCGGCGCGUGACGCGACGCGGCCGAGGCGCGCGCCCGCCCCCCGCCGGCCCCCCCUCCCCUGCUCCUGCCCGCCCCCCGCUCGCGCCCCCCCUCCCCUCCCCUCCCCUGCGGCGGCGGCGGGCGGCGGCCGCGGUGCAUUGUGGGCGCAGCCCGUUGUUCAUUUGCCACCCGACCCGAUCCGGGGCCUGUCGGGACGGAAGCGCCGCCGCCGAGCGAUCGAGCGGGAUCCAUUGUGGGCAGCCCCGCGCCCGCCGCGAUCCAGGCCGGACCCGGGGCAGUGGGGAGCGAGCGGCCGCGCUUCGCCUCUUUCGGCCGCCGCCCCCGCGCGGCAGCCGGGCGCCUCCUUCCCCCGCCCCGUUCCCGCGGCGGACGGAGCGCUCGGCCGGGCGGGGGGCGCGGGGCGCGCCCGCCAUGUUCGCGGAGAUAAACCGGCGGACGCUCGCGUUCCGCGGCGGCGGCCUCGUCACCCCCGCGGCGGCCCCCUCGGCGGCGGGGGCCGAGGCCUGGGAGCGGCAGGACCCCGAGGCGCUGAACGGGCGCGGGGCGGACGAGGAGGCGGAGCUGGAGGGGCUGGAGGCCGAGGAGCUGGAGGCCGCCGCCGCCGAGGAGAAGGAGCUGCUGCUGCCCCAGGACGCGGCGUCGCCCCCCGCCGCCGCCGGUCCCAUGUUCGCCGAGAGAAACCGCCGGACUCUGGCCUUCCGCGGCGGCGGGGGGCUCCUGGGCGCCCACCCCGCCGCUAACAAUGGCUGCGAGGCCGCGGCCUGGCCGCGGAAGCACUUCAAUGGGCGGGGGGCGGACGAGGAGAUGGAGCUGGAGGGCGCGGAGGGGCUGGAACCGGAGGGGCUGCUGGAGGGCAAGGAGCUCGUCCAGGACGGGGGCUCGCUGAGUGACAGCAGCGACGAUGAGGAGGACGGCGAAGGGGGCAGCCUGGGCGACGGCAGCGGCGCCGAGGGCGGCAGCUGUAGCAGCAGCCGGCGGUCGGGGGGCGACGGCGGGGACGAGGCGGAGGGCAGUGGCGAGGGGGAGAGCAUCAGGCACUUCCCGCUGGCCAGGCCCAAGUCCCUGCUGCAGAAGCUGCACAUCUCCUUCCAGGGCUCCUGGCUCAAGGAGUUCCCGUGGCUCUACUACUGCCAAGAGACCGGCCUCAUGUCCUGCGCCUGGUGUACUGCGGCUGCGGCCGCCGCCGCGCCCCCCGAGCUGAUCAUGGCCGGCGGGCCCCUGCCCGGGGGGCACGACGAGCUCUGCAAGGGCACCCGCAACUACAAGCGCACCCUGCUGCUGCGGCACCACCUCUCCGCUGAGCAUCGCCUCAACGAGCCCGGCAGCGCCGAGCAGGAGGCGGAGUUACCAUCAGAACUGAACAAUGAAGGAUACUGUGAUUUUAACAGUAGGCCAAACGAGAACUCUUACUGCUAUCAGCUCCUGCAAGAGCUCAACGAGCAGAGGAAGAAAGGCAUUCUUUGUGAUGUUAAUAUUGUGGUGAGUGGGAGGGUCUUCAGAGCUCACAAGAACAUCCUGGUUGCAGGCAGCCGCUUCUUUAAGACUCUGUAUUGCUUUACAAACAAAGAAAGCCGGAACCAAACCACUGUUACCUAUUUAGACGUUGUUGCUGUUCAAGGUUUUUCUGUCAUCUUGGACUUCUUGUAUUCUGGUAACCUCGUGCUUACGAGCCAAAAUGCCAUUGAAGUGAUGUCGGUGGCCAGCUACCUUCAGAUGACGGAGGUUGUCCAGUCCUGCCGCAACUUCAUUAAAGAUGCCUUAAACAUAAGUAUAAAAUCAGAAGCUCCAGAGACUGUUGUAGUGGAUUACAACAGAAGAUCUGUUAGUAGGGAUGGUUUGUCUCCAAGGGAUCAGAAAGUUGCCAGCUUCUGGGCAACACGAAACCUUACCAACUUGGCAAGUAGCAUAAAAACUGAGAACGAUCCCUACCCAAUUGAUGAGGGCCAAAUGGAAAGCUACCAAAUGAAUGACUGCAGUUGGGUCCAGGACAGCUCACCUGAAAUGGCUGAAAAUGAAUCUCAAGGUGAGGGAAAAGUUUUUGUGUGGAAUGACAUGGGUGCACAGGGACAAUCAGUUCAAGAACCUGGAAAAGCAAGAAGGAAAAACCAAACUGCAAAGAGAUUUAUUUAUAAUAUACCACCUAAUACUGAAGAGAACUCAGAAGAUUGCUCAGUGUUGCAACCGUCAGUCCCAUAUCCAGAAGAAGAUCUGUCAUUCAUUAAAGAAGAAGCAGCAACCUCAAGUGACUUCAAGUACGGUCUGCUGCCGGGUACCUCAAGUGACUUCAAGUACGGUCUGCUGCCGGGUACUUCCAGUGACUUCAAGUAUGGACUGCUGCCGGGUACUUCUGGUGACUUCAAGUAUGGACUGCUGCCAGAAUCUUGGCCAAAAGAAGCUUGGGAAAAUGGCGAUUCCUCUGCUUUAAUCAUGAACAAGUUGAAGUGUCCACACUGUAAUUAUGUAGCCAAAUACAGAAGAACACUAAAGAGACACUUGCUCAUUCACACAGGCGUGAGAUCUUUCAGUUGUGACAUCUGUGGGAAGCUGUUUACACGAAGAGAGCAUGUAAAGAGACAUUCCUUGGUGCAUAAAAAGGAUAAAAAGUAUAAGUGUAUGGUGUGUAAGAAGAUUUUCAUGCUAGCAGCCAGUGUUGGAAUAAGACAUGGAUCACGGCGUUAUGGAGUUUGUGUAGACUGUGCAGAUAAAUCUCAACCUGGAGGGCAAGAAGGAGCAGACCAGGUGCAGGACACAGAUUUCCCUAGGGAUGAAGAAUAUGAGGAAAAUGAAGUGGGAGAAGGUGAUGAGGAGCUUGGUGAUGAUGUAGAAGAACAGAAUGACCAGUCCCGAUGGGAUGAAGCUGGGGAAGUUUGUAUGCCUUUAGAUGACUGACAGAGCAUAUGACUUCAGGGUGCUGCAAAUGGACACUGUAUGGAUUGACUAUUUGACUAUAUGAAUUUUGGGACUGAAGGCUUGCGAAAUAUGGUACAGGCUGGAUGGUAGUUACAUUGCUGUGAAAAAUGUAGGGUCAAAGCCUUAUAGCAAAAAAAGGAUUAUUAAUUUUUUUAUGAUAUUUGCACAGGACUGUACAGCAUACAACCAUUUGGUUGAAUUAUACAGAGUCCUCACAUCUACAGUCAGUUAUCAAAAGAAAAAUGUAUUUUUUAUUAUUUAUAGGCUAUAGCUACUUGGGUCCUAUUCAGACAUAGUAGUAACUGUAAUUAUGUUACACAUUCAUGUAUCUGUUAACAUGAAUGAAGAAAAUUACAACUUUGUAUGGAAAUACAAAGACAGCUUUCCCAAAUCCACUUCUACUAUGGUCAGUGAGUCAGCAAAGGUAAUUUGGGGUAGUGGCUCAUUUUCCACAAGCACGUCUUUGCCAUACAAAUUUUAUCCCUUCCAUAACCUGAGAGGUG
This is a messenger RNA of Pseudopipra pipra, 3488 nucleotides long. It is a transcript of the gene ZBTB10, whose product is annotated as zinc finger and BTB domain containing 10. Gene Ontology annotation, biological process: regulation of transcription by RNA polymerase II. The record is from RefSeq and is a predicted model, not a curated record. Gene Ontology annotation, molecular function: protein binding; RNA polymerase II cis-regulatory region sequence-specific DNA binding; DNA-binding transcription factor activity, RNA polymerase II-specific. The transcript has 5 exons. The coding region runs from base 16 to 2964 and encodes 982 amino acids. NCBI's taxonomy places the organism in Eukaryota, Metazoa, Chordata, Aves, Passeriformes, Pipridae.